GAACCCAGCGCGGCGAUGUCAGGGCCGGCGGGGGACAGGCCCGGGGCGGCCGAGACCCCGAUCUUGGGCGCGCUGCGGGGCCACCGUGUCUAUGCGCGCCGCUGGGUCUUCCUGCUGGUACUCAGCCUGCUCAGCUGCUCCAACGCCACGCUGUGGCUCAGCUUCGCGCCUGUGGCUGACAGGAUCGUCCAGUACUUCCACCUCUCCACUGAGCAGAUCAACUGGCUCUCGCUGGUCUACCUUGCAGUGUCCAUCCCAUUCGGCGUGGUGGCCAUUUGGGUUCUGGACUUUGUCGGGCUCCGCUGGGCGACCAUCCUGUGUGCAUGGCUGAACUUUGCUGGGAGUGUGAUCCGCAGCCUGUACUGCAUGGACAUCGGGACCCAGGACCCAUUUGCCUUCCUCAUGGGUGGGCAGAGCCUCUGUGCCCUGGCCCAGACCCUGGUCAUCUUCUCUCCAGCCAAGCUGGCUGCCUUGUGGUUCCCCGAGCACCAGCGAGCCACAGCCAACAUGAUCGGCACCAUGUCAAACCCCCUGGGCAUCCUGGUGGCCAACCUGCUGUCACCCGCCCUGGUGAAGAAGGAGGAGGAUAUCCCCUUAAUGCUGGGCAUCUACAUCAUCCCUGCUGGCCUCGCCUGCCUGCUGGCCACUGCGUGCCUCUGGGAGAGCGUGCCCCCCACCCCGCCUUCUGCUGGGGCUGCCUGCUCCACCUCGGAGAAGUUCCUGGAUGGGCUGAAGCUGCUUGUGCGGAACAAGGCCUACGUCAUCCUGGCUGUGUGCUUCGGGGGUGGCAUCGGCGUCUUCUCCAGCUUCUCAGCCCUUCUGGAACAGGUCCUCUGUGUGAAGGGCUACUCCAAUGAAUUUGCGGGCUUCUGUGAGUCUCUCUUCAUCGAAUUUGGGGUGCUGGGGGCACUGGUUCUCAGCCUGUACGUGGACCGGACCAAGCAUUUCACUGGAGCCCUCAAGAUCGGCCUCUGUCUGACCUCCAUGGUGUCCCAACUUCAGGGACAGACUGUUGCUCUGGCUGUCAUCUGCUCACUGUUUGGGCUCUUUGGCUUCUCUGUGGCACCCGUAGCGAUGGAGCUGGCGGUCGAGUGUUCCUUCCCAGUGGGUGAGGGUGCGGCCGCGGGCCUGAUCUUCGUGCUGGGGCAGGCCGAGGGUGUGCUCAUCAUGGUGCUGCUGACAGCCCUGACCGUGCGUCGUGCAGAGCCGUCCUUCUCCACCUGCCAGGAUGGCCAGGGCCCACUGGACUGGAAGGUGUCCGUGCUGCUGAUGGCUGGUCUGUGCACCCUCUUCACCUGCUUUUUGGUGUUCUUCUUCCAUACCCCGUACCGGCGCCUGGAGGCCGAGGCCAGCGCUAGCCCCUCCAUCCAGGAGGACGUGUGCCCGGCAGUCGAGGACCACACACCCCACCUGGCAGCCAUGCCUGAGGCUCUGCGUUGGGACCCCAUGACCCCCAGCACAGAUGCUGCAGGAAGCUCAGGGGCAGCUCAUUCCUAGAGCCUGCUCUCCUGACCCUGCCUUCCUCCUCCUGGGAGCCCCGAGCCCCCAGAACCCCCAGGAUUUGCAGAGAAGUCACAAGAGAUCCAGCAGAGGUCCAGAGGCCAAGGGAGCAGUUGGUCUGUCGAGAAGACGCCUGGGGACGUGAAGGGGAGGCCGGGAGAGGCCGGCCCUGGUCAUCUCGGCUGUGCCAGCAUGGCUGAGCCUGGGACAGGGUGUCAGCAUCCUGCAGAUGCCACAAGGACUUGGGGUCCUCGGCACACCCAUGGCAUGGCAGAGUGGCCCAGGAGGACCUUAUGGCUGUAGCAAGAAGAGCUGCUGCUGUGUGGACAAGCAGCCACUGACCAGGCAGGAUGCCCCAGUGGUCAGGCCAGACCCAGGGUGGCAAGUGCAGGGGCAGUGUAUGGGGGGGUAUGAGGGGCAUGGGCUGAGGGGGAGCUGGAUGGGUUGAGGGUCCUGAGGGCCCCCAGCAUGGAUGAGUCUGGAGUGGACAGGUGGAGGAAGGCCUUCCUUGAAGGAGCCCAUCCCAGAGCGUCUCUCAACCUCUGCUGACCACUGAGUGACCAGACCCCCAGCCUGGGUGCUAGGACAGGUGUGGGGGGCAGGUGGGGCCAGGCUGGGCUGGGAGGGUGAAGCAGAUGGAGGGCCCCAGAGGCAGACACUCACCCUGCAGACCCUCCCACUCCCAGGUGGACACCUCCUCCUCCCCCCACAGAUACUCGCAGGCAGGUUUGUGGGUUCAUGUUUAUUGAACUGGCCGCAGCCCAGGUGGGGGCGGGGGACACCCCUCACUCCUUCUCCUCCCCGUGGGUGAUCACGUAGCUCAGUGCCUUGUAGUCCAGGCUGCCCAUAGCAUCCACGGUCGCAAACUGGAACAUCUGGUUGACCUAUGAGCAGGUUUGAUGGGGGAGUCAGGCCCAGGCAAGAGGGAGGGAGCAAAAGGGUCCCCAAGGUGGCAGCUGGCAAGUGAAUUACAGGCCCUGAACUCCA
Molecule: messenger RNA, 2487 nt
Organism: Diceros bicornis minor
Lineage: Eukaryota; Metazoa; Chordata; Mammalia; Perissodactyla; Rhinocerotidae
Gene: SLC49A3
Product: solute carrier family 49 member 3
Exons: 10
Coding region: 16-1497 (493 amino acids)
Biological process (GO): transmembrane transport
Cellular component (GO): membrane
Molecular function (GO): transmembrane transporter activity
Source: RefSeq, a predicted model, not a curated record